CGGUCCUAGGUUUAGAAACAAUCUGUAUUUGAGGAGCAACGGGUCGGACGUGAUUAGAAACAGAGAGCUACUUCUUUCGCGACAACGUCGUCUCAGAGACCGUUUCGCACAAGUUACCCUUUGUUUUGUUCGUAAAUUUUCCCAACGAGGAAAACCGGAACGAUACCAUGGAACGAGUCACCGUUUGCUUCCUGUUGGCGAUAACUUCGGUCAUCGCUUUAGGGAUAGACGAAAAACGACCCUACGUGAAACAGUGUUCGAGAAAGGACCCGAAACUCAAGAAAUGUCUCAUCGAUGCCCUUCAUCAUUUGAGCCCGUACCUUCGCAACGGAAUACCCGAGAUCGAAUUACCCCCCGUCGAGCCAUUCAGGAUAGACGAACUAACGUUGUCGUUGACGGGUGGUCCGAACGGCUACAAGAUCCAACUCCGCGAGAUGGACAUCCUGGGUGCGAGUAAUUUCACGGUGAGAGACAUCAAUCUGGGUUCAACCUUCCAGGCGCUAAUAGAAAUACCGGCGCUUAUUUUGGACGCGCAUUAUUCGAGCUCGGGGAUUUUGAUAAUACUACCGGCGAGUGGUAACGGUACGUUUCACGGCCGUUUCGACGGAGUCCGGGCGGUCGUAACGGGUGCGGUCAGCACGAGUGACCGUAACGGCGGAACGUACAUGCACGUAGACAGGUUGAACAUCGAGCUCGCGGUGAGGGUCGUCAAUCUCCAGGUCUUCAAGAUAUUCAACAACAAUCGAAUUUUGACCGAGGCGAUAAAUCUUUUCCUCCGAGAGAACGGGCAGGAGGUACUGAAGGCGAUGGAACCGCAAUUGAAGAAAGAAUUGUCCGUACUUUUCUCAGCUAUAGUUAACCAAUUGCUGUUGAACGUACCCGUUCAAUCGUUUCUCAGCCCUUGAAACGCUCGCGAAGCUUGUUUCAGGACGUCUUCGAAAAAUUACAGCAGCGAAUCGUCCGUCUGUUCCGAUCUUUAUUUUCAUUUUUCAUUUUUCCUUUUUGUUUUUUUUUUUUGUUUUUGUUUGUUUUUUUUUCGCCUCUCCAAACUCUCAUUUCCGGGUGUACCUAUACCGAUUACCCCCCUCCCCCGUCAAAAAAAUACCGUUGACGGCGGCUGCUGGCCCUAGUUUUAUCGCUUUCGUACGUUGAGAUUUUAAGAAGAAUCUGCACGCGAGAGUGAAGUAGUUGGUUUGUAUUUUCUUGCAUUCACUUUCUAAUGCGCGUUAUAAUUCCAGUUGGCUAGAUCGAAGAAACGACGCUGUACGUACGGCUCAAUGAAAGUUACGCGAGAAUAAUAUACGUACCAGUGCGCACCCAGGUAAUAUCUAUUCCACCUAUAACAUGAUCGAUGAUUACCGCUAAUUUAAGUACGGUAUGUAACACGACGAAGUAUUAGUCAGCAGAUCAACCAUUCAUUAUGAUUAUUUUUUUACUCAAUUCUUCUCUUGCUGAUUCUUCUAUUUUUUUUUUUUUUUUUUUCUUCUUAUUAAUGUAUUCUCAUUAGCAUUUUAGAAUCUAGACGUGUAGGAUAUUAUACAAUAGAAUAGAGUAAUGUUUACCGCCGCCAAAUGUUAUAUAGGUAUAUGAAAUACUGAUUAAAAGUAAAAAUCUCUCAUUAUUCUUGUAUCAUACGUGUAAUUAUACAUAAAGUGUAUUGAAGUA
Messenger RNA from Athalia rosae (coleseed sawfly), 1665 nucleotides. RefSeq names its product protein takeout. NCBI's taxonomy places the organism in Eukaryota, Metazoa, Arthropoda, Insecta, Hymenoptera, Athaliidae. The record is from RefSeq and is a predicted model, not a curated record. The coding region runs from base 168 to 905 and encodes 245 amino acids. The transcript has 5 exons.